AUGGCAUUUCUUAUGCUCCUCUUCCUACUUAUCGGACAAUAUGCUGCGAUGGAACAUCCUGCUCACCUGCCCAAGAGCCUAGUUUCGCCAGAGCCCCGUGAAGGUGUGGCUAAGUAUCUGCCUGGGAAUUCCCCGUUGACAUCACCCCCGAUCUACUCGAUCGAUGGGAUGCUAGACGAAUCUGCAAUCGAAAUGCCGAGCCUGUAUGAAAAAUCAAUCAUACAACCAAACGAAGACUCUUCCAUCAAGGAGCAGACCUCGGAGUCAGAGGAGACGCCAGCUCAGGGCUUCGAUAGAUUAUCCCGGGCCUAUCCUGACCCUGCAGGGAGUAGAGCUGUAGCAUUGCCCAUGAGUGUCGAUACCGCAAGAAAUGACCAAGUUGCAAUUCAAACUACAAGUCGUGAAAUCGGCGAAACAGCAAAAGGUUUGCUUGUCUUGGGUGGCAUUGUUGUUGUCGUAGGAGCAGUUUUGGCGCUGUUCGUCACGAUAAUCUGGGCCAUUCUACGUAGGCACGAUCCCCACGUUGUGUGGGUAUAUCCACUGACUCACGCCGGCAGAGGAUUUAGGCGCCGUGGAGGUCGAUACUAUUAA
This is a messenger RNA of Puccinia triticina, 591 nucleotides long. RefSeq lists its product as uncharacterized. The record is from RefSeq and is a predicted model, not a curated record. Lineage: Eukaryota; Fungi; Basidiomycota; Pucciniomycetes; Pucciniales; Pucciniaceae. The coding region runs from base 1 to 591 and encodes 196 amino acids. The transcript has 3 exons.